This is a messenger RNA of Pseudocercospora fijiensis CIRAD86, 417 nucleotides long. RefSeq lists its product as uncharacterized. Bases 1 to 417 code for a protein of 138 amino acids. The record is from RefSeq and is a predicted model, not a curated record. NCBI's taxonomy places the organism in Eukaryota, Fungi, Ascomycota, Dothideomycetes, Mycosphaerellales, Mycosphaerellaceae. The transcript is spliced from 3 exons.
AUGGAGGGCGACCCAUUCCCAAAGAGGCUAUUUGCUACGAAUCUAUAUGCAUUCAGUCAUCAGACCUUCUCGCUGGCGAGGAUAUUACUCCUGAACAAUCAGCCCACCACGCCGCCUCCUACCCAUCUGAGCGUUAUCGUGCCGUUAACACAGCAGCAGAUCGAGGACGAGACACUGGUUCUAACGAGGAAGAUCCUUGGCACCGCCAUGAGCCAUGCGGACUCUGCUAUUCCUUUCAUAUCAACCUUGGCAGUCUCGUACGCCGGACACCUUCUCACCGACAGACUGGCACAAGAACACGCGUAUGGCAUCUUGUACAAGGCUCAGCGACAAGUUGCCGGCUUGACACCAGCAGAAGAAUUCACGCGAUUGAGACAGGUUUGGGCUUGGGAUGUGCCAUAUGCAAAUGUUCUGUGA